Molecule: messenger RNA, 1680 nt
Organism: Plasmodium reichenowi
Lineage: Eukaryota; Apicomplexa; Aconoidasida; Haemosporida; Plasmodiidae
Product: serine/threonine protein kinase, FIKK family
Exons: 3
Coding region: 1-1680 (559 amino acids)
Biological process (GO): protein phosphorylation; intracellular signal transduction
Molecular function (GO): protein serine/threonine kinase activity; ATP binding
Source: RefSeq, a predicted model, not a curated record
AUGCUAAUUUUAUAUUUUUACUUGAUAAUUUUGUUAAUAAUAAAAAGUAAUAUACAUUCAGAAUUGUAUACAUAUAAUAUAAAAUUAAGACAUUUGAAUGAAAAUAGUUUGGAACAUGAAAAAAAUGUAGAAAAUUUUUUUAGUCGAAUAGUAAAUAAAAUUCAUAAAGGUAAAAAAACGAAAUGUAAUAUUAUAAAGUAUAUAAAAGAAAUAGUUCAUAAGAAUAAAUUAUACAAGAAAAUAAAUUUUUGCAAAGAUUUUUCAAGUGAUGAAAAAGAUGAUGAAAUAACUAAGGUUAGGAAAGAAAAAAAAUAUAUUAAAGGAAUAAAAAAUUGUUCCUAUUUACCAGAUUAUAUUUCAGAUAACUUUGAAAAAGGAAUAUCUUAUAAAAAUAAAUUGGAAGAAGAAUAUAUGUCAGUCGAAAAUGUUUUUAAUUGGGAGUUGGGUAAAGAGUCCUUAAAAAAAAGAUUAGGUUGUAUAAAUAAUUUUCAAAUAAAUGGUGUUUAUUAUAAGAAUUGGAUAUUGAAAAAUAUAACUUUUGGAAAUAGUAGUAAUCCAUACCAUUCAUCAAAAAAUGUAUAUAAAGGCAUUAUCCCUAUAAAUAAUAAUUACAAUGUGGAUGAAGUUAAAGUAUUUAUUAAAAAAAUUCCUAUAGAUAAAUGGUUAACUCAGUAUGAAAAAAUGGAAUUAUAUAAUGGCGAAUAUGUAUUGAAUGGAGAAAAUUAUGUAAUGGAAGCAGUCGUAUCAGCUUUUUUAAGUGAUUAUCACCCUGGUAUAUCACCAUAUUUUUAUAAAUUAUUAUAUGAACCGGUUGAUUCUAAUGAAAGUGAAAAUGAAAAUAGAUCAGAUGAAAAUAUUAUUCCAAAUUUAAAUGUAUUCAAUGAUAUAUUAAAAGAACAAAACAAACUUAAACGUAUGAGUAAUAUUGUGAUGGUAUUUGAAUUUUUUGGUGAAGAUUUAGAUUGUUAUAUAAAAAAGAUGUGUAUUAAAGGUUAUUCCACCUUAGGUAGAAAAGGAAAAAAAAAAAUUAUGCUUUCCUCUUUAAAAUUAAUUAAUAGAUUACACAAAAUUGGAUUAUGUCACCUGGAUAUUUCACUUGAAAAUAUAUUAAUGAAAGAUAAUUAUGAAAUGCGUAUAUGUGAUUUUGCUAAAUGUACACCUAGGUACACCUAUAAUUUGAGACAUUUAAGAAAUCCUAAUGGUUUAUGUCUUUUUGAAUCUUGUAUACCUACGAUUGGAAAAAUUGAAUAUAUCCCACCUGAAUGUUUGGAAAUUGAAAAGAUAUACAAAGAACAUAAGGUGAAGGAACCCUUUUCAUAUUUAAAAACAAUUAUAGACCAAGAAGAAAGAAAAAAAUAUUAUUUCGAUGUUACAUCUGCCGAUAAUUAUAUGUUAGGGAUAUUGUUUAUACUUAUAUGGGUUUAUCACUUUUUUUGGGAUAAAGCGGAUGCUUCAGUGGAUAAAGAAUAUGCAGAAUUUGCAAGGGUAAAUAUGGAUUUCCAUGAAGUUGAGAAAACAUAUUAUUGGCCAGAUGGUAUAAAAUUUAUUAUUCAGCAAUUAUUAUAUUUUGAAUAUAGAAAGGAUCUCGAUUUAAAUGAUUUAAUUAAUCAUCCAUGGUUUACUACGGAAGAAUACUGGUUUCCUAAGUUAUUCUCUUUUAGUCUAACAUAUUUUAAAUAA